Messenger RNA from Aspergillus alliaceus, 936 nucleotides. It is a transcript of the gene sho1, whose product is annotated as osmosensor SHO1. The record is from RefSeq and is a predicted model, not a curated record. Bases 1 to 936 code for a protein of 311 amino acids. The transcript has 4 exons. Gene Ontology annotation, molecular function: protein binding. Lineage: Eukaryota; Fungi; Ascomycota; Eurotiomycetes; Eurotiales; Aspergillaceae.
AUGGUCGCAUACUCUGCACAUUCCCCAUCGCUUCAUAAACCGAGCCCUUAUCGCGAGACUCGAAGAAUGGCGAGAUUCCGUGCAAGCAAUAUCCUCGGCGACCCGUUCGCGCUCGCCACCAUCUCCAUCUCGAUACUAGCAUGGGUCAUUACAAUCAUAUCUUCAAUCGUCUCCGCUAUUAACGUCCGGGGUUAUCCCACCUAUUCAUGGUGGGGAAUCGCCUAUUCAUUGUGCCUUAUUAUUGGAAUGACAUUCGUAUUUGGCACGGACACUGGCCUUGUCUACGGUGUGGCGAUUGUGGGAUAUCUUUCCGCGGGUAUGGUAAUUACGACACUUGGCGUGAAUUCGUUGGUAUAUCGCCCUGAUUCAGCGUCACAAGCUGCAGGUGCCGGUUUUAUCCUCAUGUCGAUGGUGAUAGUCAUCUGGAUGUUCUACUUCGGAUCGACGCCGCAAGCCUCACAUCGUGGGUUCAUUGAUUCUUUCGCUCUUCAAAAGGAGCACCCUGGAGCGUAUGCAAAUGGCAGGCCUAUGUCUACCGCGUUCGGAAAUCGACCAGAGACCACUUCCAGCCAAGCACCCCAAAUGUACACAUCGGCACAACUCAAUGGCUUCGAGACAUCAUCACCCGUGUCGGGUUACCCAGGCGGUGCCCCUGGCUCGGAAAAUCGCAGCUCAUCACAACCACGCUUCGGCAACCCGUCGAACGCCAAUCUGCCUACCAAUCCCAAUGGCGACGAGGUUCCCCAACCGACUGAAUACCCAUACCGGGCGAAAGCAAUCUAUUCUUAUGAUGCAAAUCCGGAGGACGCCAACGAGAUCAGCUUCAGCAAGCAUGAGAUAUUAGAAGUGUCGGAUGUUAGCGGCAGGUGGUGGCAGGCCAGGAAAUCCAAUGGAGAUACCGGUAUUGCUCCAUCAAACUAUUUGAUCCUACUGUGA